This is a messenger RNA of Schistosoma turkestanicum, 3381 nucleotides long. The record is from the annotation of a GenBank genome assembly. Lineage: Eukaryota; Metazoa; Platyhelminthes; Trematoda; Strigeidida; Schistosomatidae.
AUGUUUCUUACAUCACCGGAUCAAAUUAGAUUUUUACAAUUUCAAUGUCCUUAUCCUGAAAUACGAUUUUUCAGUGCUGUUUUAAUUAUUUACGUUUGUCAUUUAUGUAUGAAAGAUCCAUCGGUACAAUGUGAAGAUAUUCUACAACCGUUUAUAUUAUUAGUUAAUAAUCCUACUACCACCACUCCCGCUAAAACUCAUGCCACAUCAAGCGGUGGCGACAACACUGUUCAUGGUAAUCCUAGUGCAUUUACUCCAGAGUGUACACCAUCAACCAGUACUACCUCUCCAACUACUACUGCUACUGCUACCACCUCGCUAAAUAAUGUUGUGACUGCCAAUAAUACUUCAACGACAAUCACUACUACGUCUACUGCUACUACGACUACCGCGAGUAUUUUAUCUUAUUUACUCAAAUCUUCAUCGGAUCAAACAAACUCAUCAUCAUCAUCACCAAUAUUUGUAGAUCAUAAUUCCUCAACAGAUUCAUCAUCCUCAUCAGCACAAAUGUUGACUGCAAGAAUAUUUUCUGCUACAUGUUUUAUUAAUCGUUUAAUUAAUCUACCUCGUAAAUUGUAUCCACCUCAUUCAUCAAUACAAAAUGAUCGGACAAACAAUAGUAAUACUACUAAUAAUAGUAAUAGUAGUUUAUUACCGAGUCAAUUGAUUAAUCCAGGUGAAUGUUUAAUACAAUUCAUCAUACAUCAAUUACAUUUCUCGCCAAAUACAUUCUCAUCGCCGUCGCCAUCAUCGAAUAAAUCUUUUCAACAGCAACAUCAGUCGUAUUCAGCACAACGUCCAGGAAAUCCUUCAUCAUCGACACCGUCAGCAUCAUCAUCGUCUGCAUUGUAUCAUCAAUCUACUAGUUUUGCCAGUAACACUAGUAAUAGUAAUAAUAUCAAUAAUAAUUCAUAUUCUCUGUCAUCAACGGCAUCAACUAUUUGUCCACCGCCAUCCUCUGUGAUUUGGGCACAAUAUUUUGCUAUUCUAUUAGAUUUUGCUAAUUAUGGUCAAGAAGAAUGUUGUUAUUUGUUGAAAUUACAUGUUCCGGAAAUUUUAAUCAAUUAUAUGCUAUCAUAUGAAGUAAUGCUAACAACUGUUAGUGGUGGUUGUGGUACUUCAGCGACGACAACAUCAUUGCCAAAUACUCUUUCCACUUUACUUACCACUACUCCUAUUACUACUACUCCUGCUACUACUACUACUGGCCGAAAUCAUGAAUCACACAAUUAUCAUUCUAUACAAACUAUUGUUAAACAGUUAUAUAAUGAAUUAUCAAUGGAAAUUCAAUUAGCUAAUUGUACAAAUUUAUCUGUUUCAUCAAGUUUAAAUGCAUUCAUCUAUGCACUGUUCACUGCAUCGCCAUCAUCCUCAUCAUCGUCAUCAUCGAUUACGGCCGCUGGUGUAUCAAAUGUACACUUUGAUUUUCAGCAUAAAUAUGAUGAUUGCAACGAUACGGUCAUCAAUAAUGAACAGAAUCAUCAUCAACAUCAUCAUGAGAAUACUGCUACUACUCCUACUCCUACCAGUACAACUAUUAUGUAUUGUGGUUUGAAAUGCUUACUCGAUUUGCUAUCCUAUUUAAUUAGAUCAUGUGAAAUUCCAUCGCAAUAUCUUCAUUUCUCAUCCAUAUCGACAUCGACACCGUCCUCGUCAUCGUCGUCAUCGACAUCCACUUGUCUUUCAUUAGCAUCCUCAUCCUCAUCGUCAUCGUCAUCGUUCACUUCAGUGAUUUCGUCGACUACUGCUACCCCUACUCCUACUACUACUACUACUGCUACUGCUACUAGUACAUGUCAAUUCAAUGCAACAAUCAAACAUUCUAAAUCAAAUGAAACUUUUCCAAUUGCUAGUGAUCAUCAUAAACCAGUGAAUCAAUUAAUCAAUCCUUAUUGUGCCACCACAGCUAAACCAUUGAUUACACUGUCCAAUACUUUAGCUCAAUUAUUUUUAUCUGAUCAUCAAACAGAACGUAUUCUUAUUGUUAUGAAACGAUUAACUGGUUCAUUGUUGAAUUCAAUUACAUUGAAGCCAAUUUCAGAUAUAUUUUUGUUCUUUUCAUAUGAAAAUUUGAAAUUUUCUGAUCUUAUCCUCAGGGAAUUAAUUUAUUGCAUUCUGCAUCCUUGUGAUUUAGAUAGUGUAUUAAAAUUGUUAGAAUGUCUACUACAAAUAACUGAUUCAUUGAAAUCAAUACGUAUAUGUCUUUUGUUUAAAUAUUCCAAUGAUGCUAAUUUAUUUAAAUUAUUAAAUUCCAAUUUUAUUUAUGAAUCAAAUAUGGCAGCAUAUCAUGUAUUCAACUUAUACAUUAAUUUAUUGCUAACUGAUACAACAAUUGUAAUGAAUUAUUUAUCAAAUGAAAUUUAUUUAAUGAAAUUAUUCAAUGAAGUUACUUUAUCAGCAUUGGCUAGUUUAAAAUUACACACAUCCAAUCAUAAUUGGCCUGAUGGUGCUAAAGACAAAACAAUGGAAACAUUGCAGCAAGCUGAAAGAAUUCUAAUGAAUUUGAUGCCUUCAAUUAUGUCGCCUGUAAACAACAAUUUAACUGAUGUCAUCGAUAACAACAACACUGUACAACAUGACGAAAGUAAUGACGUUGUUGAUGACGAUGAUAUUGCUGACAUGGAUAUGAGCCGGUUUAUCAUCGGUAACAGCGCAAAACCAGUGGAUAAUCGAUGUUUGAUUCGAAGAAGGACUGGCGGAAACAAUCGCGAUGGUGAGGAUGACGAGGAUGAUGUCGAUGUUGAUGAUGUUGAAGAUGAACCGAACGACGACAACGAUAACUAUUGUGCCGACGAUGACAGUGAUGACGAUGAUGAUAAUAAUAAUAACGCUGAUGAUGAUGAAGAAGAAGAAGAAAGUGAAGACGCGAUCGAUGAUGGUGGAAAUGAUGAUCUGAUAAAAUCCCUCUAUUGUAUCACUGCUCCAACAUCACUGACAACAUCAGAUGAUGCGGAAUUGGAUCAUUUACGUUAUUUAACUAAUGACUAUAUGAUAAUUAGCCGUGAUAACACAGCACAGUCUAGUAGUAGUAGUAGUAGUACUAUGCAUCCAAUAGUAGACGUCGGUACCAGUCAUAAUCAUCACCCGUGUAUCACCGCAGGUCCACCGGCUACUAAUACAUAUACUACUAUUACUACUGCAAGUAGUAGUAAUAAUAAUCAUAACAAUAAUAAUAAUAAUCAUGAUAAUAGUGGUUAUAUUAUUAAUAAUAUUCAACAAAUCUAUGGACAUUUAUUAUCCUAUGGUGGUUCAUUGAUUGGCGAUCAAACACUGACGGAACAUCAUCAUCAUCACCACCACCAUCAACAACAACAAAAUGAAUCAGUCGAAAUGGAGGAGGAAGAAGAAGGUGGUGGUGACGCCGCCACCAGCAGAAACUGA